This is a messenger RNA of Gossypium arboreum, 744 nucleotides long. RefSeq names its product histone H2A. Gene Ontology annotation, cellular component: nucleosome. The record is from RefSeq and is a predicted model, not a curated record. Gene Ontology annotation, molecular function: protein heterodimerization activity; structural constituent of chromatin; DNA binding. The transcript has 2 exons. NCBI's taxonomy places the organism in Eukaryota, Viridiplantae, Streptophyta, Magnoliopsida, Malvales, Malvaceae. Bases 110 to 562 code for a protein of 150 amino acids.
AAUAUCGAGACGUCCCUUCCAUUCUUCAGUUCUCCUGUACCAAUCAAUAUCCUCUAAUUCUAAAGCUAAGAGUUUUAAGUUAACGAAGCAUUUGGGUCGUUUCGAAGUAAUGGAAACUUCAGGAAAAGUAAAGAAGGGAGCCGGAGGAAGGAAAGGUGGUGGCCCGAAGAAGAAGCCCGUUUCAAGGUCUGUCAAAGCUGGUCUCCAGUUCCCCGUUGGUAGGAUCGGCCGUUACUUGAAGAAAGGAAGGUAUUCGCAGCGGGUCGGAACCGGAGCCCCGGUUUACUUGGCUGCUGUUCUUGAGUACUUGGCCGCUGAGGUUCUGGAAUUGGCUGGGAACGCUGCACGUGACAACAAGAAAAACAGGAUCAUCCCAAGGCACGUUCUACUCGCCGUGAGGAACGACGAAGAAUUAGGGAAGCUUCUCGCCGGCGUAACAAUCGCUCACGGUGGUGUGUUGCCGAACAUCAACCCAGUUCUUUUGCCGAAGAAGACUGAAAAGGCCGCCGGCAAAGAACCCAAAUCUCCAUCAAAGGCCACCAAGUCUCCUAAGAAAGCUUAAUUUGUUUUAACAAAACUAGAUUCACAGGGCUUUAUUUUUCUUAGUUGUAUGUCCUUUUGGGUGAUUGUUUUCACAGUGUAGGGGAAGACUGCCUUAAGCAAUAUGGAAGCAUUGUUAGAAUCUCAUUAUGAUGUAUGUUACUUUAAUGGAAAUGAAACAUCUAGUUUCUUUGAAAAGCAUAA